This is a messenger RNA of Tilletiopsis washingtonensis, 1099 nucleotides long. RefSeq lists its product as hypothetical. The annotation marks the transcript as partial. The record is from RefSeq and is a predicted model, not a curated record. NCBI's taxonomy places the organism in Eukaryota, Fungi, Basidiomycota, Exobasidiomycetes, Entylomatales. The transcript has a single exon.
CGCUGCCUUAGCCUUGCAUGCCCACUGUCACCAUCGCCUUCGCUCUUCUCGGCAUCCUCCUCGUCUCAUCGGUCGUUCUACGCGUCUUCGUCUUCCAGCCGCCGUCAGUCCAACAACGCAGGGUCAGACUGCCGCAGCGCAUCACCGACUUGGCUGCACUCUGCGUCCAGGCGUACAACGCACCUCGGCUCGAUCAGAUUGGCCUCGUCAUUGGGCCGUGGCAGCUGCUUGACAUCGCCGACGAGGGCGCCAUCUGGAUCUGGGCCGAUCUCGAGCAGGCAGCCUCGUACGCCGUCGUCUUCCGCGGCACCGCACAUCUCCUCGACCUGCGUGCGUGCUUCUGGCUGCUGCGAGCCUCAGUCUCCGGCGGCGCUGUCGACGCAUGGGCCGCUCGCGCCGACUCUAUCCUCGUGAGCGUCAAGGCGGCUUUCGAAAGGCAUGGCAUCGAUCCGUCGCAGCACCGCAUUGGCUGUGCAGGCCACUCGCUAGGCGCGUCCGAUGCCGAGUGGGUGCACCACUGCCUUCGCAGCGAGCGAAGCGAGCGAGGCGAGCGCGGCCCGCUGCAUGAUGCGGCCACGUUCGACUCGCCGGGCCAUCCCGCCGAGUUCCGGCGCCAGCGGGGCAUGCCCGAGACGAGCGCUGGUUCGAGUACGGUCAUGGCUCCGUCCAACCUCAUCAACGCGCUCAACGUGCCGACGGCCGAGACGCUCUACACAUGCGGGCGCGGCAGCCGCAUCCCACUCGACGCCAUCGUCGCUCUCGGGCGGUCGCUCGUCCGCGGCGGCGAGGCCGUUGUCGCUUUGUGCUGCGAUCCUGCUGCGGCAUUCGAGCAGCAUCGCAUGCGCUGGAUCAUCGAGGCCAUCGCUGCAGGAGAUAUCACCGCCUCAAGCCGCGAGCUGUGGGCGCAGAGUACGUGGUCUGCGUUCGCCGCAACUAAGUGGGCAUCCCUCUCGACACUCUCGUCGACUGUUCGCUCCCUGCCCAGGCUUCUCUCCGGCCUGCUGUUCUGUUGGAUCGACGCUGGACCUGCCGAGCCUGCGGCAGAGCCGAAUCCGCGCGAACGGGACGCUCCGCCGCCGGCGCCUCAACAUCCGCCGGC